AUGUGUGAUGGACAGCCCUCUUUCCCUGCAUGGAAUGCUUUCCGUCUGCGUCCCACUGCCAAUGCUGUGCUAUUCUCCUUCCUUCUAACCCCUUGCUUCUCCCUUCCUACGCAGGUGCCACAGACUACAGGAUCCCUGCUGAGCUCUGCCAGCGGGCUACAGCAACUACCGGGGAUCUUGAACUGGUGCGUUGUCAUGCUGGUCUUAAGCAAUGCCCGCCUCUUCCUAGAGAACCUCAUCAAGUAUGGCAUCUUGGUGGAUCCCAUCCAGGUCAUCUCCUUGUUCCUGAAGGAUCCUUACAGCUGGCCAUCUCUGUGCCUUGUUAUCGUGUCCAAUGUGUUUGUCCUGGCAGCUCUGCACAUAGAGAAGAAGCUGGCAGUGGGCUCCUUAUCAGAGCGGAUUGGGUCCAUCCUCCACACCCUCAACCUCCUGACCAUCCUAUGCUUCCCUGCCCUUGUGGUCCUGGCGGUCACCUCCAUCACCCCUGUUGGGGCCGUCCUCGCACUCGCCACCCACACCAUCCUUUUCCUCAAGCUCUUCUCCUUCAAGGAUGUCAACAGGUGGUGCCGGGAGAAGAGGCAGGCAAAGGCUGCCCGAUCCCGAUCUGCUUCUGGAUCCCAGAAAGCCAAUGGGGAAGUGACCCUGAGUGGCGUGUCUUACCCUGCAAACCUGACCUACAAAGAUAUGUACUACUUCAUCUUUGCACCGACCUUAUGCUACGAGUUGAACUUUCCUCGUUCCCCACGCAUCCGCAAGCGCUUCCUGCUGCGCAGGCUCUUUGAGAUGCUCUUCUUCCUCCAGCUGCUGGUGGGCCUGAUCCAGCAGUGGAUGGUCCCCACGAUUCAGAACUCCAUGAAGCCCUUCCGAGACAUGGAUUACUCCAGGAUCAUCGAGCGUCUCCUGAAGCUGGCAGUCCCCAACCACCUGAUCUGGCUCAUCUUCUUCUACUGGUUCUUCCACUCCAGCCUCAAUGUGAUUGCCGAAGUCAUGCAGUUUGGAGACCGGGAGUUUUACAGGGACUGGUGGAACUCUGAGUCGGUGACCUAUUUUUGGCAGAACUGGAACAUCCCCGUCCACAAGUGGUGCCUGAGGCAUUUCUACAAGCCCAUGAUGAAGAGGGGUGUCGGGAAGUGGACAGCUCAAGUCGCUGUGUUCUUGGCUUCUGCCUUCUUCCAUGAGUACCUGGUGAGCGUACCCUUGAAAAUGUUCCGGCUCUGGGCAUUCAUGGGGAUGGCAGCUCAGAUCCCGCUGGCCUGGUUUGUGGGGCGAUUUCUCCGGGGCAACUAUGGGAACGCUGCCGUCUGGAUCUCCCUGAUCAUCGGGCAGCCGAUCGCCGUCCUGAUGUAUGUCCACGACUACUACGUGCUGAACUAUGAAGGAAACCCAUGACCCAGCCCUGCCGUGGGAUCUUGGUGGUGGUGGCGCACCGUUCCCCAUCCAGCCCUCUCUGGACAAUGGUCAGGAUCUUUGGGGGCAGAGCAACCUGCUCCCCCUCCUUCCCUCUGGGAGACCCACAACUUCCCAUAGCACCAGGAGCAGGGAUAACGUUGGUUGCUGCAUUAGCUCUGGGAAGUUGCUGUGUGUCUAUGUGUGACCUCAUGUGUGUGUGUGUGUGUGAGAUGGCUGCCUGUUAGGUUAUUUUGGGAGCUGGAGUGCUUGAUCAAUGCAAUUAUUGAGUGCCCAGAUUUGCAGCAGUGCCUGAAGCAGGCUGGAUGUUUGGGGACAGGUGUGUGAAAGGGUGAGUGAAUGAGUGUGGGACGUUUUCCAACCCCAGUGUGGUUGUGGGGCAGCCUUGAACCCGUCCAGAGGGAGCAAGGCCCAAACCCUCCGUGUGCCUUGUUGGGCCUUCCUCAUCACAGAGCAGAGUGGAGGGCUCUCCUUUGAGGGGGCCAUGGAUUGGCCCCUGCCUCCCAUACACACACUUGGUGCUGGCUUCUGGGCACUUUAAAGGCCUCUCACCAACUCGGUUCUCUUUCGUCCAGUCUGAGGGCGCCAGGCAUUCAGCCCUGUCCUUGUUUGUGGCCACUGGCAGCUCUCCUCUAGAGAAAAGGGGCUGUUUCCCCCUUUCACUGGCCUCCUCUCUGGGGCAUCCUGGCCUCUGGGACUCCUGUGGUCAGUUGUGUGUUGGCCUCUGGUGGCAUUGGCGCGUUGGCCACCCCGGCCCUGUCCAGCCCAGGAUCUCCCGCUGUCUUCUACACGCACCGUCCAUCUGGGCAGCACCGGAGCCACGCUCUUGCCAUCCAUGGGGGUUCGUCCUGUCCGUGCCACGGUCCUGUAGCCCCCCGUUCCGUCCGAUGGCCGCUGCUGCAUUCUUGACUUUCUAGCCGGAGGAGUCCUUGGUGUACUGUGUGGCCCUGUGGUUCUUUUCUCUGCCCACCCAGGUACUUUGUAGAGAGUUUGUGGGUUGUAUUUACCUGUCACAGAAUUAUAAAAGCAUAUUUUCCAAAA
Sceloporus undulatus (fence lizard) is the source of this 2448-nucleotide messenger RNA. It is a transcript of the gene DGAT1, whose product is annotated as diacylglycerol O-acyltransferase 1. Gene Ontology annotation, molecular function: diacylglycerol O-acyltransferase activity. The transcript is spliced from 17 exons. The coding region runs from base 1 to 1389 and encodes 462 amino acids. Gene Ontology annotation, biological process: triglyceride biosynthetic process. Gene Ontology annotation, cellular component: endoplasmic reticulum membrane. Lineage: Eukaryota; Metazoa; Chordata; Lepidosauria; Squamata; Phrynosomatidae. The record is from RefSeq and is a predicted model, not a curated record.